AACUUCAUUUUUUCAAUGUAGAUCAAAAUGCUUGGUUUUUUUGGAGAUGUUACUUUAUUCUUAAAGUUUGAUACAGUGUGCAUCGAUAAUCAUGUUUUUAAACUUCACUAUAAGGCAACAGUUAUCAUCCUUGUUAUUGCUAGUCUACUAGUUACCGGCAACCAAUAUAUAGGGGAUCCAAUUGAUUGUAUGUGUGAUGGAAUACCGGGAGGAAUAAUUGACACCUACUGUUGGAUUCAUUCUACAUUUAGUAUUCCAGAGAGAUUUGUAGGAAAACAGGGAAUUGAUGUCGCCUUCCCUGGUGUUGCUCCAAUAGAAGUUGAUGGAAAGGAGCCCAGAUAUCAUAAAUACUAUCAGUGGGUGUGUUUUGUGUUAAUGCUGCAAGCAGCUUUCUGCUUUGCUCCGAGAUUUGUGUGGAAGGGUGUUGAAGAUGGUAAAAUAAAGAUGUUGGUUCAGGAUAUGACGGAUCCAGAUUAUGUUGUUAAUGCUGAGAAAAGAAAAGAUAGAAUCAACUUAAUCGUCAAAUAUUUCAGAGAAUUUCGUGGAGGACAUGCCGCUUACAGUUUUAAGUUUUUUACUUGUGAACUUUUUAAUCUGAUUAUCAUCAUUUCACAAAUAUUCUUCAUGGACAGGUUUCUAGGAUAUGAGUUCAGUGAGUACGGUCUAGAUGUACUGGGAUAUACUGAGCUAGAUCCUAGAGAGAGACCAGAUCCAAUGGCUGUCGUUUUUCCGAAGAUCACAAAGUGUACGUUCAGAAAGUACGGAGCAUCUGGAAGUAUUGAAAAGUAUGACGCACUCUGUGUCCUACCUUUAAAUAUCAUUAACGAGAAGAUUUACACAUUUCUGUGGUUCUGGUUUAUUAUUGUGGCCUCGGUGACAGGACUUUACAUGCUGUACAGGGUCUUCAUCAUCCUAGGGGCUGGACUCAGGGUCGCUCUUAUUCAGUCUAGAACUGGUCGAGGAUUACCUAGGGAGAAGUUAGAGGAUAUUUUAAAUGAGAAAACUUUAAAUAUUUUACAGAAGAAUGGUGACUUCUUUCUUCUACAUUUAGUUACAAAAAACCUAGAUGAAAUGACAAACAAGGAACUGCUUGAAGCAAUACACCUAGAUCUAUAUCCUGCGACAUCAAUUGAAAAUAAGGAUGUAGAUGGAAGUAAUGGCAUCUCUACAACAUCUGUCUAAAAUUGAUCUCCUCAUAUUAUCUCGUCUCAUCAAUAAAUCUCAUGUAAUCUCUGCUUGUAAACUGUAAACAGUACAAGCUGAAACCUUUAGAAUUUGAUGCCCUUAAUACAGACUGCUUAAUCUUAAUAUCCACUAUGGAUACUCUUUUUUUUACACCUCUACUGGAUGCCGACCGAUAAGAAUUCUCUCAUUAAAAUUACAAAAAUUACAAGUUUCCUGGCUUCUGAUUGGCUGUUCGGGCAUCUUUAUACAUUACUCUGAUUGGUUAAAUUUUAGAAACUCUCCUGGAUACAAACUAAUGAAUAAAAUAAUCUUAAGAGGAGAUCAAUCAUUGAUAUCGAUUUCCACAAUUCUAAAGUUUUCAGCUCAGGGUGUCCUAAGACCCAAUGGAAUUAAGGACGUCCAUUAGUGAAAUUUUUUUCUUCAAAUUAAGAUUACUUUUGUUUUGAGAUUAUAGAAAUGUUGUAUGCCAACAGAGGACGACAUUUGAAAAGAUGUCUGGUUUGACUUUUUUUCAUUUUUCAAGAGUUACUGACUGCCUAAAGAGAAUCUCAACUCAUAUGGAAAAUAUAUCAAAAAUACAUUUUACAAAAUUAAACCAUAUUUCCUCUACUUCACUAAACAUGAUUAUAUGAAUGUUAUUGUUAAUUCAAUAUUUUGGUGUUUAUAAAUUUAAAGUACUACUUUACUAUGCAAAAAAUGU
Molecule: messenger RNA, 1885 nt
Organism: Eurytemora carolleeae
Lineage: Eukaryota; Metazoa; Arthropoda; Copepoda; Calanoida; Temoridae
Product: innexin inx2
Exons: 16
Coding region: 28-1182 (384 amino acids)
Biological process (GO): phototransduction
Cellular component (GO): plasma membrane; gap junction
Molecular function (GO): gap junction channel activity
Source: RefSeq, a predicted model, not a curated record